Drosophila bipectinata is the source of this 1744-nucleotide messenger RNA. It is a transcript of the gene Tsp3A, whose product is annotated as Tetraspanin 3A. NCBI's taxonomy places the organism in Eukaryota, Metazoa, Arthropoda, Insecta, Diptera, Drosophilidae. The record is from RefSeq and is a predicted model, not a curated record. Gene Ontology annotation, cellular component: plasma membrane.
UGGUCACACUGCGAUUUUCAUUUUCCAACACUAGACCGUAAAUAUUUACACAUUUUAUCUUUGUUUCGUGAAAUUUAAAAGUUGUCAAGUCAAAGCCUGCUUUCUCACUUAAAAAAUCAAAUCUAAAAACUUGAAACUUAAACUUUAAGUAAAGUACAACAACAACAACAACAAGACCAAGAAGCCAUCCUGAAACUGACCAAAGGAUUCCAGCCGGAGAUGAGUAACUACAGGUAUCAAGGAGGAGGCGGUAGCGGCGUCGUGAUAGGAAGCCGUGGCUAUAGCGGAAUAGAACUGCACGAGAUGCAUCCUCUCCAUAACUUCACAUACGUGAGCGUCUGUGUCAAGUACAUGAUCUUCCUGCUGAACUUCAUCUUCUGGCUCUUCGGCGGAUUACUCCUGGGUAUCGGCGUGUAUGCGUUUAAGGACAAGUGGGAGGAAGCCAACGGCUGGGUACGUUUGGAGACCAUCUAUGAUGUCAUCUUUAACAUUUCCCUGGUGAUGAUUAUAACCGGAAUCGUCAUCUUCGUGGUGAGCCUGUCCGGCUGUUUGGGUGCACUGAGGGAGAACACCUGACUAUUAAAGUUUUACUCAUUCUGUUUGCUGCUCUUCUUCCUCAUGGAAAUGGCCAUCGCCAUCAUCUGCUUUGUGUUUCCGCAAUACAUGAACACCUUCCUGGAGAAAAAGUUUGCCGACAAGAUCAUCCACUCGUAUCGUGACGAUCCAGAUUUGCAGAACUUUAUCGACUUUGCCCAACAGGAGUUCAAGUGCUGCGGCCUGAGCAAUGCUGGCUACCAAGACUGGAGCAAGAAUGAGUAUUUCAACUGCUCGUCGCCGUCGGUGGAGAAGUGCGGUGUGCCCUACAGUUGCUGCAUCAAUGCCACCGACAUCUCAUCGGGCCUGGUGAACAUCAUGUGUGGCUAUGGCGUCCAGGAGGCACCCGUUCCGGAGGCAAGGAAACGCAUCUGGACCAGUGGCUGCAUUGAGAUUGUACGCGUCUGGGCCGAAAGAAAUCUGUACUUAAUUGCCGCUGUUGCUCUGGGAAUCGCCCUCGUCCAGCUGCUGGUCAUUUACUUGGCCAAGACCCUGGAGGGCCAGAUUGAGCUCCAAAAACUGCGGUGGUCGGCGUGAGAUCCGAGCCAGGCCGAAUUCUUUGGGCCAUACGAUCGAACCUGAUAGAUUCUCAUUAAGAAUCUCUAGAUGCUCACUUGACAGAAGACUGUCUUGAAUUACUUACACCUUUAUAAAGCUUUUCACUUAAUCAUUGUUCUUUUUAAGAAAGUGAGCAUCUUAAAUACUUUUUUCAAAACUUUGCUUGUUUUGUUAUUAAUAAGUCUUAGUUAUUAUGUUGUAUAAGAUUUUUGUUUCAAGAUUACCAAUAUUUAUAUAAACGCACAUACAUAGACAUGCUCAUCUGACUGCCAAAAUAAUAUAUUUGGCUAGCUGCAAAUAUCUUAUAAACCUCUAAAUGUUAUAUACUCUAUACAUAUUAUAUAUACAAUGUAUCAAAUAGGGCAUAUACUCAGACAGUGUAUCAUGAAUCUGACUGCCUUCAGUCCAAUGGUCCAAGUCCUGGUCCAAGAACCAGAUUUCAAAAUUCGUUUAGCGGAUUUGAAGCAUUUAUUUAGGCAUUUCUAGUGAAGGAUGUAGAAAUACAAGAGAAUGAAUAACCACAAAUUUUAAAUAUUAUUGAAUGUAUCUUGAGAACCCAACAAAUAUUUAGAUUUUGUAAUAAAAAAUAAAA